GUUUUUGUGUACAUGGACAGCUUUUAAAAUCUGAAUGCUUUUGGUUGAUGUAGUGCAAGAUGCGCUAAAGCAGAAUUAGUAUCUACUUCUGUACCAGGUUAAAGGGCUAAUCUUACCUGCAAGUUUGCACUUUGACACAGGGGCCGUAUAUAGGCACGUGCCCCAUCAACGAGGUCAGCCACAUCUCUGCUGCCUCGCGUCCGAUCCUUAACUCGGGUGUCGAGCUGAGUGCAGUUUUAAUUUGAAAACGCCACAGAUCAUCGUUUUACUUGUCACUUGUCACCACAUCGUAUUAUCAUCGUGUCCUUGAUUAUCAUCGCAAGAAAUGCCACAAGAAGUACUGAGUCUUCACAUCGGUCAGGCCGGCGUGCAGCUGGGCAGUGCCUGCUGGGAGCUGUACUGUCUGGAGCACGGCAUCCAACCUGACGGGAGGCCAUCGGAGUCAAAGGUCAACGAUGAGGACCAAAUGCAGCCCAAUGGGCAGGUCGAUGGAGACCGCGAGAAUUAUUUUACCUUCUUCAGCGAAGCUGGUUCGGGCAAGCGGGUACCGCGAGCCAUCUUUGUGGACCUCGAGGCCAAUGUCGUAGAUGAGGUGCGGUCAGGACCGUAUCGACAGCUAUUCCAUCCCGACCAGAUGAUGACGGGCAAGGAAGACGCCGCCAACAACUUCGCGCGCGGUCAUUACACCGUAGGCAAGGAGAUGGUGGACGGUGUUGUGGAGCGAAUCCAAAAGAUGGUUGAGCAGUGCGACGGUUUGCAGGGCUUUAUGCUCUUCCAUAGCCUCGGGGGAGGAACAGGAUCCGGGUUUGCCUCCCUGCUGGCUGAACGCCUUUCAGUGAGCUUCGGCAAGAAGUCCAAGCUGGAGGUGACCAUCUACCCGGCACCUCAGAUGUCUACUUCCGUAGUGGAGCCAUAUAACGCCGUGCUGGCCACCCACAGCCUGCUGGAGCACAGUGACUGCUCCUUCUUGCUAGACAACCAGGCCAUCUUCCAGCUGUGCAAGACGAAGCUCGACGUGGAUCGACCUUCCUACUCCAACCUCAACCGCCUCGUAUGCCAGGCCAUUUCAGCCAUCACGGCUUCCUUGCGAUUCAAAGGAUGUCUGAACGUCGACCUCAACGAGUUCCAGACAAAUCUUGUACCCUACCCGCGCAUCCACUUCCCACUCACCACCAUGGCACCCAUCCUGUCUGCAGAAAAGGCCCACAGCGAGCAGAUCACAGUCAGCGACAUCACGAAUGCCUGCUUCGAGCCCAACAACCAGAUGGUGCUGUGCGACCAGCGGAAGGGCAAGUACAUGGCCUGCUGCAUGCUCUACCGGGGUGACGUCACGCCCAAAGACGUCGCUUCCGCCAUCGCCAAAAUCAAGACAAAGCGCACAAUACAGUUCGUCGACUGGUGUCCUACAGGCUUCAAAGUGGGCAUCAACUACCAACCACCAACGGUGGUACCAGGCGGCGAUCUGGCCAAGGUGCCUCGAGGUGUGACCAUGCUGACCAACACAACAGCCAUAGCUGAGGCUUGGUCCCACCUAGACCACAAAUUUGACUUGAUGUUCGCCAAGCGUGCUUUUGUGCACUGGUUUGUUGGAGAGGGCAUGGAGGAGGCAGAAUUUUCCGAAGCUCGGGAAGAUCUUGCAGCUCUAGAGAAGGAUUAUGAGGAAGUUGGAGCUGAUUAUGUGACUUCAAAUGGUGAUGAAGCAGACGAAGCAGAAUACUAGAUAGGGACAGAAAGCUGUAAUACAUGUAGUUUCUAUAAAUAAAGCACAUUGGGAUAAUCAUUUGUGUAAAGCUGUUCGACAACAGCUGUGCUGCAGCAAGAACUGGGAUAGAACUGUGUAUCUAAAUUGUGGUCAAAAAUAGCUUAUGUACAUCCAACAUUUUGAAUACUGUGCUGGAUUCACUAACAUUUCAUGGACUUUGAAAAAAAAAUUAAUUGAUGAAUUAAUAGGUACCUGGAAAGCAACACAUCGUAAUCAGUCUUGUAUGAGUGAGCAAGUAAACAAAGUCCUGCAAUGUC
Pomacea canaliculata is the source of this 2019-nucleotide messenger RNA. Its product is annotated as tubulin alpha-8 chain-like. Gene Ontology annotation, biological process: microtubule cytoskeleton organization; mitotic cell cycle. The coding region runs from base 326 to 1720 and encodes 464 amino acids. The transcript has 7 exons. Gene Ontology annotation, cellular component: microtubule; cytoplasm. Gene Ontology annotation, molecular function: structural constituent of cytoskeleton; GTP binding. Lineage: Eukaryota; Metazoa; Mollusca; Gastropoda; Architaenioglossa; Ampullariidae. The record is from RefSeq and is a predicted model, not a curated record.